AUGUCUUCCCUUCGUCCUGAAGAGCGCAGAGCGCAGAACAGGUCUCCGUACGAGAACCCUCACUCAUCCGUUGACUCGGUUGCAAGUAUUGGGCUUGAGAAGCCAGAUCCAACUGUCAUCGACUGGGAGGGACCCGAUGAUGUCCUGAAUCCCCAGAAUUGGGGACCGCGGACGAAGCUCGCUCAUGUUCUGCUCGUCAGCUCCUUUACUUUGUAUUCCAACUUGGCUGCCGUUAUGUUUGCCCCCGGAGCCCAGUAUCUAGUUGAAGAGUUCGGUAUCACCAGCUCGAUGGUGGCAUCGUUGACUGUGUCCAUCUACGUCCUAGGAUACUGCGUGGGACCAUUCCUCAUCGCGCCUUUAUCAGAGAUCUAUGGCAGGGUUGCUGUUUAUCACGUCUGCAACCUCACGUACGAAGUGUUCACCGUCGGAUGCGCCCUCAGCACGAACUCAUCCAUGUUCCUCGCCUUUCGAUUCCUAGCUGGCUGUGCCGGUGCAGCUCCGAUGGCUGUUGGGGGCGGGACCAUUGCAGACAUGUACAACGCCGACGAGCGUGGCAAGGCGAUGGCACUCUUCAGUCUUGGCCCUCUGUUGGGUCCGGUCGUUGGGCCCGUAGUAGGAGGAUUCUUGACUCAAUACAGCGGCUGGCGCUGGACGUUCUGGGUCAUCUUCAUCUUGGCUGGUGUCGUAUCACUGAUCGGCGUCGUGAUCAUGCGCGAGACAUUCGAACCCAUCCUCCUUGGCCGAAAGGCCGCAUAUCUGCGCAAGACCACGGGCAACGGACGACUUCGAGCACGAACGGCGAAGAACAUAACUCAAAAGCAACUACUAUGGAAUGCCAUCGCUCGGCCUACCAAGAUGCUCAUCUUCUCGCCGAUCAUCUUACUCUUGUCUCUCUACUGCGCCCUCAUGUUCGGGCUUACCUAUCUGCUUUACACGACCUUCCCAUCCGUUUUCCAAAUCAAGUAUGGCUGGGGUCCCAGUCUGGCAGGCCUAGCCUACCUUGGUCUUGCGAUUGGAAUGAUAUUCGGUGUUGGCCUUGUCGGCGCCGUGAGUGACAAGCAGAUCAAGAAGGCAAAGGCUACCGGUGCACCCGCCCGACCAGAGAUCCGCCUCCUACUAUCCGUCUGGUUGGCACCUGUUGUCUCUGUCGGCUUCUUUUGGUACGGAUGGAGUGCCAAUGGUGACACUCACUGGAUUGUUCCCGUUCUCGGGACAUUCGUGAUUGGGUUCGGGUCCUUCAUCAUUCUCAUGCCGUCCCAGAUCUACCUGGUGGAUGCGUUCGGUGCUGAAGCCUCUGCAUCUGCAUUGGCUGCAAACACGUUCAUGCGUAGUCUGUUCGGGGCCUUCAUGCCUCUUGGUGGUCCGUCUUUGUAUAAGAGUCUGGGUCUUGGAUGGGGCAACAGUCUGCUUGCAUUCAUUGCCAUUGCGUUUAUUCCCGUCCCUUUCUUAUUUUACAAGUAUGGCGAGCGUCUCAGAGCGCGGUUCCCUGUAGACUACUAG
Molecule: messenger RNA, 1500 nt
Organism: Colletotrichum karsti
Lineage: Eukaryota; Fungi; Ascomycota; Sordariomycetes; Glomerellales; Glomerellaceae
Exons: 3
Coding region: 1-1500 (499 amino acids)
Biological process (GO): transmembrane transport
Molecular function (GO): transmembrane transporter activity
Source: RefSeq, a predicted model, not a curated record